This is a messenger RNA of Mustela lutreola (European mink), 15568 nucleotides long. It is a transcript of the gene PLEKHM3, whose product is annotated as pleckstrin homology domain containing M3. Lineage: Eukaryota; Metazoa; Chordata; Mammalia; Carnivora; Mustelidae. The coding region runs from base 474 to 2576 and encodes 700 amino acids. The transcript is spliced from 8 exons. The record is from RefSeq and is a predicted model, not a curated record.
CGCGAGCCGCGCUUGUAAACAGUCCGCCGCGCUGGGACGGUCGGCGGCCGCGCGCGCUGUCACGGUGAGGCGGGCUUGCCUGAGGGCGAGCUCCGGCCGGGAGUAGGCUGCGAGCCCCGCAGCUGAGGGGAGAGCCCCGGCCGGCGGCCAGGAAAUCAAGGAUUGCAUGGCAUUGCUUUGACAAGCACUUCCUGUUAUCUUUACGGAGAUCUCAAUGAAGAAUAAUCUUGAAGGAGCAUUUGUCUUCCUGUACUUCUGCUAAUGGCCAUUAGCUGCUAGCAAAUGCUUUUAAUGACUGAAAAAACAUCGACUAUACUUGUGCUCCGCCUGCUCUAGGCAGUCAAAUGAAGGUUUCUUUCAGUUGUUUUGGAACUCUAUUGCUGAAGCACAGCUCUCUUUGUUGGGUGAAUGAGUGUUCAUGAAGCCCUUUCCUGAACCAGUGGAGGAGCCUUAGGCUUCGUGAAGCCUGCAACAUGGAAGCUUUGGAAGUGGAUGAUAUCAGCCCAGCCUUGGAAGUUACUGAAGAUUUCUUUAGUACUUUUGACAGUAAGCUAGAAAAGGCUGUGCAGCAAGCCGAGGUUUAUGGGAUUCAGGAAGUCCCUGAAUUGGUGGGGCACGAGGUACUCACUAACAUAACGGACAAUGGUGCUAUCAGACAUGUUGCGUCCUUGGGCAAGGGGGGCCUGCUUUGGGACCACUGUAAGAGCAGGCUCUUAGGAACCAAAGCUCAGAAUGUCUUCCCUGCCAAAGAACAGUUUAUGGUUCAGAAAGGGACAGCCCCAGAUAAUCUUUCCUGGAUGGAACAAAAGGAAGCAUCGACCUUUAACUUUUUCAAUGUGUGUCAGCGUCGGAGGGACAGGCCUCGUUCCGUCAAUGACUUACUGGAUGAGACCUCUACUUUUAAGCCGGGUCAUGCUCGGUCAAGGUCAGAUGUCACCCAGGUGGACUGGAGGCUAGUCCUCCAAACCAUGCCUCUGGAGCAGCAGCCACCAUGUCUCCGGGGCCCUCAUUUCGCCAGGCCCGCUUUUCUGUCGUCCUCACCAAAUAAGGUCGAAGAUGCUCAAGGCAAUACUGAACACAAGCAGGCAUUCCCAAACAUUCUGAAGAAGGGGUACCUGGAGAUUAGGAAGGACCAUGACAGUUACUGGCAAAGCUGUUACGCAGAGCUCUCCCCGUACAACUUGUACUUCUACAGCCUCGACAGCAGUGGCAAUCAAGCCCUCUAUGCCACCUACCAGCUUUCACACUUCCAGAGCAUAUCUGUUUUGGGCAACCUCGAGGCCAGGCUGGUGGAUACCGUUCUGUAUGACAACACUCAGCUGCAGUUAAAGGCAGAAUCACCAUGGGAGGCUUUGGACUGGGGGCAGAAGCUUUGGGAAGUCGUGCACGCCGCCGUGCCUGGUUACGUGGGGCGGCAGGAUGAGCUGGCCAACUCACCCGGACUUGGUCAUCACGUUGACUGUACACAGAAUCACUCUUUACAGAAGAAAUCCAGUGAGCUGCUCGCACCAUCCCCUGUCUUGGAUAGCCCCAAACAAUAUGAAAACAUUAUCAAGUCAGGGACGCUAUACAGGCUCACUGUCCAGAACAACUGGAAGGCAUUUACUUUCGUGCUGAGCAGAACCUACCUUAUGGCUUUCCAGCCUGGCAAGCUAGAUGAGGACCCCCUGCUAAGCUACCAUGUGGACGUGUGUCUGGCUGUCCAGGUGGACAACCUGGACGACUGUGACUCUUGCUUUCAAGUCAUCUUCCCCCAAGAUGUGCUCCGCCUCCGCGCAGAGACCCGGCAGAGGGCUGAGGAGUGGAUGGAGGCUCUGAAAACAGCAGCCAAUGUGGCGAGGAGUACAGAGCAAAACCUGCAAGUCACCCUGAGAAGCAAACCCAAGGAUCAGAUGGGUGGGCACGAAUUCAGGAAGAACAAACGUCAGUCUGUGACCACCAGCUUCCUCAGCAUUCUCACAACUUUGUCUUUGGAGCGAGGACUCACUGCUCAGAGUUUCAAAUGUGCAGGAUGUCAGCGAUCCAUAGGUCUCUCCAGUGGGAAGGCCAAGGUGUGCAGUUACAGUGGGUGGUAUUACUGCAGCGGCUGCCACGUGGACGACAGUUUCCUCAUCCCGGCACGCAUAGUCCACAACUGGGAUACUUCAAAGUACAAGGUAUCGAAGCAGGCCAAAGAGUUUCUGGAGUACGUGUACGAAGAGCCCCUGAUCGACAUCCAGCAGGAGAACCCCAUGCUGUACCUGCACGCUGAGCCACUGGCCACCGUGGUGCGGCUGCGGCAGCGGCUGAAAUCUCUGCGAGCCUACCUGUUCAGCUGCCGGGCCGCCGUGGCCGAGGACCUGCGCCGCAGAAUUUUCCCCAGAGAAUACCUCCUUCAACAGAUCCACCUGUAUUCCCUCGCUGAUCUGCAGCAGGUGAUAGAGGGGAAGCUGGCUCCAUUCUUGGGCAAGGUCAUUAAAUUUGCCACCUCACACGUGUACAGCUGCAGUCUUUGUAGCCAGAAGGGGUUCAUCUGUGAAAUCUGUAACAAUGGAGAGAUCCUCUACCCUUUUGAAGAUAUUUCAACAAGCAGGUAAUGAAGCGUGUUCAGAUUCAUUUUUAGAAUGAAGAUCCGGGAGGAAGAAUCCUCACAACACUUCAGGGCUAAGUGACAGGCCAUGGGAAAUCGCAGACUUAGAGUAAGGCUAAAACUGGACCGACCGCCAGGAAUAAAACUACAAGACACUGGGGAACAGCUCUCUGGCUCACCACAUGCUUUUCUCCACAGAUGCGCUGCAGUGUGGUGAUGAAAGUUUUAGGAUCCAAAGGAGAGAAAAGUGGGAGUUUGUGUGGGAUUAUUUUUCUAACCAAAGUAAUAUUUGGGCAUCAUCACAUUCAUUGAUUGAUGGAUGAUUUUCUUCUCCCACUAACUUGAGAGUGGGGUUUUUUACUAUUGCUUUUCUUGAAUCACAAAAUGAUACAUAUCACUUUUCCUUUUAUUCUAAAAGCAUCAUAGAAAUAUAUACCGUUUAUGUGUCUGUGCACUGGCUUCUUUGGCCAUGAAAUCAUGCCUCAUUUCCCACCCAGCAGGGCUCACUUACACUGUGGUUCAGAACAGAAGGGAAGGCACGUAGCCAGGGCGGGCUGAAGCAUGUAGAGUGAAGAGAAGAUAUUAAGAGUUGACUCAGCCCUUCUGGCCUCUUCUUAAACCCAAAGACUCUUUGUAAACAUAGACUCUUUGUAAACUUUGGAACUUGGGUUGGCCCCACACACAGAAAGACACACACACACACACACUCCAACCUCAUUUCCUGAAUACAGGUCCCCAACUCUUAGCCUAGAGAUUAUAGACUUCUUUAAAAUGUACACCACACAAAAACUUGUACACAGAUGUUCAUAGCAGUAUUCAUAAUAGCCAAAAAGUGGAAACCGCAUAAAUGUCCAUUAACUGAUGAAUGGAUAAACAAGAUGUGGUAUAUCCAUACAAUGGAAUACAAUUCAGCCUGAAAAGGAACCUGACUGAUACAUGCUGCCAGUGUAGGUGAACCUCAAAACCAUUACGCCAGGUGAAAGAAGCUAGUCACAAAGGGCCACAUAUUUUAUAUUCUGUGUAUAUGAAAUGUCCCAAAUAGCCAAAUCCAUAGAGAAAGAAAGUAGAUUAGUAGUUUCCCGGGACAUCAGGGAAACGAAAGAGAGUAACUCCUACUGGGUACAGAUUUGUUUUAGGGGGGACAGAAAUGUCCCGGCAUUACUGUGGUGAUGGUUACAAGGUCUUUUUUGAGUAUGUUAAAAAUCAGUGAAUUGUAUACUUUAAAAGAAUGAAUUUUAUGGUAUAUAUAUAUUGCAAUCAAUGUUUAAUAAAAAAAUUAAAUUAAAAAAUGCUUCCAGGGUGCCUGGGUGGCUCAGUGGGUUAAGCCGCUGCCUUCGGCUCAGGUCAUGAUCUCAGGGUCCUGGGAUCGAGUCCCGCAUCGGGCUCUCUGCUCAGCAGGGAUCCUGCUUCCUCCUCUCCUCUCUCUGCCUGCCUCUCUGCCUACUUGUGAUCUCUCUCUCUGUCAAAUAAAUAAAUAAAUAAUCUUUUAAAAAAAAUGCUUCCAACUGUAUAAACCAUAUGCUAGGUCACAAAACAAGCUUCAAAUUUUUUUUGAAAGAUUUUAUUUAUUUAUUUGAGAGCAAGAGAGAGAGUGAGCAAGCACAAGCAUGGGGGAGGGGCAGAGGGAGAAACAAACUCCCCACUAAACAAUUACCAAAAUUGGGUAAUUUGGGACCUGAUCCCAGGACCCUGUGAUCAUGACCUGAACCGAAGGUAGACACAACCAACUGAGCCACCCAGGUACCCCACAACUUUCAAUAAAUUUUUAAAAAAUUGAAACCAUAUCAAGUAUAUUCUCUGAUACAUUGAAUUAAGAUCUUCAAUAGAAAACAGUCUGAGAAACCCUAAGAAAUAUUUGGAAAUUAAACAAUAUACCCUAAAAAAUUCUAUGUCAGAGAAAAAAUAAAUUAUGAGAGAAAUAUGAAAUAUUUUUAAAUGAAUGAAAAUGAAAUAUAACAUGUCAAAAUGUAUGGAAUGCUGCUAACAUAGUACUUAGAGUGAAACCUACAGCUAUAAACAUACCAUGAAAAACUUGUCAGAAAAAAAAAGAAAAAAGGUCUCAAAUCCAUUACCAAAAAACUCCACUUUAAGAGUCUAGAUAACAAAGAGCAAACUAAAUCCAAACCAAGCAGAGGAAAGGAAAGAGUAAAGAUUUGAGCAGAUAUCAAUGAGAUGAAAGAUAGAAAAAGAAUACAUCAAUGAAACCACAAGUUGGUCUUUGGAAGAAUCAAUAAAAUUGAUGACUCUUUGGCUAGGACCAAGAAAUUAAGAGAAAAGACACAACUACUCAAAAUCAGGAAGGAAAAAGCAAUUAAAAAAAUUAUAAAGGGAUAGCAUAAAUGACUUUAUUCCAACAAAUUAGACAGCUUAGAUGAAAUGGGUAAAUAUCUAGAAAGACAAGUUACCAAAAUAGACUCAAGAAGAAAUAGAAAUAUGAAUAGCCCUAUAACAAGUAAAAAAACUGAAUUAGUCGUUUUUAAAUCUUCCCAUAAAGAAAUAAGAUGGCCUCAUGGAUUAAUUUUGUUGAAUAUUUAAAGAAAUAAUACCAGUCCUUCACAAAGGGAUAAAGAGAGGCAUUACCUAAUGAUAAUGGGGUCAGUUUUCCAAGAAGACACGAUAGUCAACGUGUACGAGCAGAGUCAAGAUACAUGCGGCAAAAGAAUCAAUAGAACUAUGAGGAGAAACAAACCCACAACUAUACAUACAUCUCCACUAUUAGUGAGACUUCAACACCUGUCUGUCAGUAAUUGACAGAUCCAGCAGCAAGAAAUCAGCUUAUCAUUAAACUGAAAGGCACUAUCAAUCAACUGGAUCUAAUUGACGUCUUUGCCAAUUCAUGUUGUUCAUCCAACAACAACAGAAUAUGCAUUCUUCUCAAGCUCACAUGAACGUUUUAACAAGAAAGACCAUAUUCUGAGCCAUAAAAUACAUCUGAACAAAUUUACAAAAAUAGAUAUCAUGCAAAGUACGCUCUCAGGCCAUAAUGUAAUUAAACUAGAAAUCAGUAACAGAACAAUACCUACAAAAUUCCAGCGUAUUUGGGGGUUAAUGAUAUAUCUCUAAAUAACAUAUGAAUUGAUAAUUUAUGUCCACACAAAACCUUGCACACAGAUGUCUAUAGUGUGUCUACUCAUAAUCGCCAAAAACUGGGAACAACCAAGAUGUCUUUCAUGUGUCAAUGGAUAAAUAAACUGUGGUAUAUCCAUGCAAUGGAAUAUUUUCCAGCGAUUAAAGAAAUGAACUAUCAAACCACAAAAGGACACAGAAGCAACUGAAAUGCAUAUUACAGAGUGAAAGAAGCCAGUCUGAAAAGGCUACCUACUGUAUGAGUCCAACCAUAUGACAUUCUGAAAGGGGCAAAACCAUAGACAGUAAAAAAUAAAAUAAAAUCAGUGAUUACCAGGGGCUCCACGGUACAUAAGGAAAGAUGAAUAGGUAAAGCACAGGAAUAUUUUGGGGCAGUAAAGUUAUUCUUCCCAUUACACAUUUGUCAAAACCCAUAGAACUGUACAACACAGAGUGAACCUUAGACUGUGGACUUCAGUUGAUAAUAAUGUAUCAGUGUUAGUUCAUUCAUCAUAACCAAUUUACCACACUAAUGCAAGUUUUUGAUAAUAGAGAAAACUAGGGGUGAGGGUAGUAAUAUGGAGACUCUGUACUAUCUACUCACUUUUUGUCAAUCUAAAACUGUUCUAAAAAAUAAAGUCUAUUAAAAAAAAAACCCACAACACAUUCAACUGAACAGUUGACUCAAAUACCAAAGCUGAUCAAUGUUAAUAAACUUUAUUAGAACAAUUUUAGACUUAGAGAAAAAUCAUAAAGAUGGUAAAGAGAAUUUCCAUAGACCCUAUACACAGUUUCCCCAUUUACAUCUUACUUUAAUAUGGUAUAUUUGUUUUAAUUCAUGAAUCAAUAUUGAUACAUUAUUAUUAGCUAAAGUCCAUAGCUUUUUCAGAUUUCCUUAGUUUUUACCUAAUUGGUUUUUUUCUGUUCCAGAAUACUACAUUAUAUGUAGUUGUAACAUCUCCCUAGGCUCUUCUUGACUGACAAUUUCUCACACUUUGUUGUUAGGACAUUGACAGUUUUGAGGAGGACUAGUCAAGCAUUUUGUGGAAUCCUUCUGUGGGGAUGGACUUAAUGUUUUUCUUAUGAACAGACUGGGCUUUACGGGCUUGGGGAGGAAGACCACAGACACAAAGUGCCAUUCUCGUGAUCCCAUCAGACCACGGGCACAUAAUGUCAGCGUGACUUACCACUGCAGUGUUUGUGUCCGGUGUUUCCACAGUAGGAUCUCUUCCCCUCCCCACCUUUUCCAUAUUAUCCAACACUUAAAGAGUGAAGGUUAUGCUCCAGUUCCCUCAGGAGUGGAGUUUAUACAAAGUUAUUUGGAAUUCUGCCUGUGUGAUUUGUCUCUUCUUCCCAUUUAUUUUUUCAAAGUAUUUCUUUGUACCAGCAUGGACACAUGCAUAUUUAUUUUACAUUUUGGGUUAUAAUCCAAGAUUACUUAAUUUGUUUCUCACACUAUUCUAGCUUUGGCCAUCCAGCUCUUGUAGCUGGCUCCUGCAUCACUUUGAUAUACUCAAAUCAUUGUGCGGUUUUUUAUUUUGUACUUUCUCAUGCUACCAGAUGGCCCAGCCUCAUCAUAUAUAUUUCUUGCCCUAAUCCUAGAAGUAGCCAUUUCACCAAGGAGCCCAGGUUCCUUUUAUUGGAGAAUAUGAAACCAACAUGAGUUGCUAGGUUGCACACACAUUUUUCAAGGCCCUCGGUCCCAGGAUUCAUCCCAUGACUAAGGGAGAGAUGCUUCCCUCUGACUACAUAUCAGAAUCUCCUGUGAGACUUAUUGGAUUCUUUUUAAUACUCUGAGAAUCUGUCUUCAAACGUGCCCACAUGUGAUUCCGCAUCACAGCCAGAAGAAUCACUCCUCUAAGAUAGCUGUGACCAUGGGCGGAGGUGCCAGAUUCUUAUUAUCAGAAUGACCACAUUAGCACAUCUGUGGAUUGAGGGAAUCCUUUAGCCAGCAGGAAGGAAUAUGUCACUGUUCAGAAUGUUCUGUUUCUCUCUUGGUCAAAUGCAACUCUCUAAGCUUGGACAAAUGUCUAAGAGCAAAGGAGUCCUCACCAGCCUCCCUGGCAUUCCAGGUUUGAUAAUACUUUCCAGGAACUCAUUGAUCUUUUUCUUGGUGUUCAGUUUCCAGUUAAACACAGGGAACAGUUUGUGCAAGUCUCUGGGAAAGGACAAAAAUAAACACUAAUAAAAGAUUUAUUAAAGGAAAAAUUUUAAUCAGAAGUUGAGUUGCAGGGCCACCUGGAUGGCUCAGUCGUUUAAGUGUCUUGACUCUUGAUUUCCGCUAAUGUCGUGAUCUCAGGGUUGUGAGAUUGAGCCCCAUGUGGGCUCUGCACUGGGUGUGGAACCUGCUUCAGAUUCUCUCCCUCCCUCUCCCUCUGCCCUGCCCACUCCAAUUAAAAAAAAAAAAAAAUCAAAUUGUAGUUUAUAAACAUGUCCAUAAAGAUAUGCUGAAUAAAUAAAUGUGAUAAAUAAAAAUAAAUGUGAAUAAUGGGGUAAUUUUUUAAAUUUACAUAUAACUGAAAUUUUUAUAUGUAAAGUAAUGUGAAACCUGGGAUUUGCUUCAAAAUAAUCUGAUGGUGGCAAAAAAUAAUAAUGUGACCGUGGAGAAGAGGGAAUAGAUAUAAAUGAAAGAUAAUUGUUGAAGUUAUGUGAUAGCUAUGCAGGGAUUAUUACACUAGUCUCUCUAUUUUUGAACAUGUUUGAAAUUUUCCAUUAUUACGUUAAAAAUCUAUCAGUAAAAAAUCAUAGAUAUGAUGCAUUUAGUGUAUUCGUCACCAUAUAUCCUCGACCACCUUGCUAAAGUCAACACCUCUGUGUCCUCAGAAGUUUAAAUACCAUUUGAGCAGCAUAAUUGCCACUCAGUUAAAAAAAAAAAAAUUCCACAAGCACUGAAACUAUCCAUUCUUUGAAUAAAUGAUUUAUUGAACAUGCUGUGUUUGUGCAUUGGGCUGGACUCUGGAGACACACAGUGAACAUGGCUGCUCCUCGCUCACAAGCAGUUGUGAGUUUCUACUAAGAGACUGGGCCAUUAGGUGGUUGUGUGGAAGUGUUGGAGGAGCCUCGGUCUAGGGGGUAGACCUGGAGCUCCAAGAAGGGGCAUCGCCCAUAGGAGUCAUGGACAUUGUAGGUGAGAAAGCAGUUGCACGAUUUCUAAAACUGUGAGAGAGCUCUAUGUUGAACUCGAAAGCACUGACCUAUAUAUUUCAGUAUUAGAAUAUACUGGGUUCUAACAUGCAUAAUUGAUUAUGACCAUGUGUCAAACACAGGUCAGCUCUGUAGACUUUCUUUUCCUUAUUGAAUUGUUAUGCAGGAGGAAGCUUCAUGAAUAUGUCAUUUAACAAUCGAGUCCUAGUAUUAAUUUUUAGAGCAUGGUCUCUGACAGACCGAGAGACAGUGUUGGGGUUGAACAGACGUGGCGCUAAUAUGUACUGGUCCCGGUGCCAACAGUUUACAUACCUCGUCCUUUCGUUCUCAGGCCAGUCCUCUGAGGGAAUCCUGUCCCUUCCAUUUGAUAAUGGGGAAGCCUAGGUUCAGAGGAGGCAAUGAACUUGACCCAAGAGAUAAAGCCAAAACUGGAACCCAGAUACCUCUGACUCCAAAAUCCAUGCUUUUUCCAUUAACCAUCACAGUUUCUUCUAUACCUAUAGUCUUCAGACCGUUUUUGCAGUAUACCCCCUAAAAGACUGUGAAGAUAUUAACAUCCCUCUGUCAUUAAAGAAGGCUCCCCCAAACUGUUAUUUUGAGUUCUCCCUAUAUGUGCCAUCCUGAAAGUUUUUACACUUGGAGCAGUAGGACAGAGUUCGAUUAGGGUGGGGGUAAGAUACUACGCCUUUCUUUGAUAAAAUGGCCCAUGGUGUGUGGGGAGAGACCACAGUGGAGCUCCCCGCUCUGUACAUUGCUAGGCGGGUCACGAGGCCCAGGGGUGCCUGUGGGAGCUGACAAUGUGCCUAACUCGGGCUGAGUAGGGAGAACCCCCUUUGCUGCUCUGUCCAUUUUUUUCUUUCUUUCUUUUUUUAAGAUUUUAUUUAUUUAUUUGACAGAGAGAUCACCAAUAGGCAGAGGAGGGGAGGAAGCAGGCUCCCUACUGAGCAGAGAGCCCGACGUGGGGCUCAAUCCCAGGACCCUGAGGCCAUGACCUGAGCUGAAGGCAGAGGCUUAACCCACUGAGCCACCCAGGCGACCUGUGAACAGUAUUUCUUAUGUGGGAGUGGGAGGAGCAUUUCCUGGCGAUAAAUACAGAGUCCUGGAGGCACAGGGUCAGAAUGGCCAGGAACCUCGGGGGGUCCUUCGUGUGUCCCCCUUACACUGAAUUUCAUUGUCACUCUUCUUGAGGCCUUGUCUUUUCCUAAUGAGAUCAGAGGGCUGCUUUAUCGUCCAUUCAGACGAUAAAGCCCACAGUUUUACGCUGAGGUAGUCUUUCUUCUCCAACACAAAUUAAUCACAUACCUCUCUCUGAUUUAAAUAGGAAAACACUAAAAUCCAAGUUACAGGAUUUUAAAUACAAUAGUAGGAUCCAGGAACACAGAACUUAAGCCUAAUCCAACAUUUACACUCCUAGAAAAAAGAAAGCACAGCUUUCAGAGAGACAAACAUUCUGUUAAAACAGCAAUAAAAUUCCACAUACCCUCCUUGAUAGAGAAUAAGAAAUAAAAGCUCUAACUUCCGAAUUACAAAUCAUCAGAGUAGACUGAUACCACUCUAAAACUUAAGGGAAAGCAGUGAAUAUAAAAGCAAAAAAGUCGCAUAUAUCCACAUGGUGACCCAGGACUUAAUUUUUUUUUUUUUAAACCCUUAAAUUACCUCCUCUCCCGCUUUCUUUCUGGCAUCUCUGCAUAUCAUUAAUCUUCUCUGCCUAUUAAAGACGUAAUGCUGCUGAAGAGACCAUCCUGCUACACACAUUUGUGUGAAGAUGCCAUUCCUGAAUCCUGAAAUGCUUCCAGAUCACAAGUACAUAAAUACUUCAUCUUAAAAACACUCAGCAUGCAUUUUAACAUGGAACUUACAAAAUAUACCAACUAUCAUACAUCAGUUCCAUCCUUUCUGUCUGAUCCACUUGGCUUUGUUAAUUCUUCCAUUUGACAUACAAAUCACCCCCACAAGCUUUCCAAUAUGGAAAAUAUUGCCCUUCAAGACUUUAUGACCCCCAUACCAUUUGGGGCUGUAUUUACAUGUAUACUUCUUACAGGUAUACUGUAAGAAGAUUAUACUUAAUAUUGAGUCUGGUGUGUUCCAUAUGGUGGGCAUUCCAUAAAUGGUUACUGUUUGGUUCAGCUCUCCCUACCAUAUCAUGUGCAUUCAUUAAGAACUCUGGCAAAGUUUUUUAAAUAAACUGAUUAGUUAAGAAAUUUUAAAAUAAUUGUGCCAUCUGAAAUAGAGAAGGAUUCUUUACAAUCUCACUUAUAUGUUAAAUAAAAAAAAUUUAAAAAAAAAACUUGUUGACACAGAGUUGUGGUUGUCAGAGGCAGGGGGUAAAGGUGGUCAAAAGGUAAAAAGUUAUAGUUAUCUAGUUAUAAGAUAAGUUCUGGGGAUGUAAUGUUCAGCAUGGUGACUUAAGAUAACAUACUAUAGCAUAUAUUUGAAAGUUUCUAAAGGAGUGGUAGAUCCUAAAAGUUCUCAUCACAAGAAGAAAAUUUUAACCACAUGAGGUGAUGGAUGUUAACUAAACAUUGUGGUCAUCAUUUCACAAUAUAUACACCUAUCAACUCGUUGUGUUGUACACCAGAAACUAAUAAAUGUUAAAUGUCAAUUAUAUCUCAAUAAAAUUGGGGGGACAUACUGCAAAGAUAGAGGAGUACAGUGAAAGUCUGAGUUCACUACUUUAUACAUAAGCUUUACCUGUAAACUUGAAGCAACUGACCUACUGUUGAAAGUGUUUCCGUGUGUGAACAUCAGCCUGUUCGGGUUCCCAACAUUCACUUGCCCCAGGGAAGGCAUCCAGGGGAAGUGUUCUUCUAUUGAGGGGAGGUCAUCUGUAGCUCAGCGGUUACUCUUCUAAAAAGGUUCUGUGUUUUUUGAAGCACUAAGGUUUAGAAAAGCAGAAUGAGCAUAACUUGCCAGUUUUUCUUUGUAUACAGUAGUUGGUCACUCCUUGCCCUCCUCCAACGAGCGCGCUCAGAACCCUGAACUUAUCAACACCAAACUCUUACCGGUUGCGUUAACAUUCUCUGACACCAUGUCCAGUUUGCACACAUUUCAAGAACAUUUCCUACAUAUGUCUAUUAAGAAUGAACACUGGCCUCAUAGAAAACCCAUAGCAGGUGAAUUUCUUUUUCAUUUGAAAAACCGAUUUUGUUAGAUUAACUUACUGAGAAAGAAGGCUUCCCAAGUCCCGUUGCUUUCAUCCACCUGGCCAAAUUUCAGAAAGGCCCAGCUUGUACUGAAGAACAUAGGCUCCUCCCAGGGUCCCAGAACCCUUGUGAAUUGGUUUUACAUUUCGUGGCAAUCCACACAACCCUGUCCCUGAGCCCCUCAGCUUAUUGCAGCCUGGUCUUUGGUCUUUGCCUUGGCACUUCUGUCCUUCCUGAAACUUCGCGCACACAUGAAGUUUCCAAACAGCUAACUGUCCUCGAACUUACAAAGGUUUGUUUAAAAGAGAGAAAGCAACUGCUUUAUUAUAAAAUAUGCGAUCACUUCUUGCCUAGAAAAUGCGGAGAUGCAUGGUUCUUCUCAGCACGACUUGAGCAGUCCACUAAGGGCUGUGUGUUCUGUGCCCUCAUUCCCUUUGAUUUGUCCCUGGAGGAUAAACGCAGAGAUGGCUUUGCCCAAAGUCGUCGCUUACUUAGGUGCCUAGAAACUCACCAAACCCCAGAUUUGCCAGCAGCCUUACAAAGACUCUUCCAUUUUUCGAGGCACCAAUUAUGGUUUGUCAUGUCUUGAAAGAGAGUUUCGUGUUUAGGCAGGAAGUUUUUGGCAGGGGUUGGGGAGCUGAUCGGAACUCCAGAGAAGAACGAGAGAGCAGCACUGCCCAGAAGCUGGUCUUUCCUUGCAGCGUCCUAUUUGUUCAGGUUUCGUUUUUGUCAGUCCUUGCACAAACAGACUGAAUACCUGGAUUAUUCCCUCAUCUGGACUCAAACACACACACAUUACAUACCCCUUUCUCACUAAUCAGCCUGACACAUUCCUUUGUUGGUAAAUGGUUCCAAAACAAACACUGUCAGUGCACCUAAUUAGCAGGUUUGUGGGCCCGCUUGGCAGUCCUGUUCCAUCCUGUUCGACAACAGACAACAGCCUUGGCGAGGUCGGGCUUAAGGGAGGGAACAGCUACCCCCCCCCCCCAAGGCAGAGACACUUUCUUAAUGAUAUUUCCUUUCUGUGGCUUUUCUUGGGAAGCAGCCACUCAGUGCGCAUUGUGACGAGGUGUGGGAUUCCUGAAACAGCUAGAGAAAGUGUGGACUCCUCGUCUAGGUAUCUUUGCUGAGGAACAAUUCGUCUCCAUCUGAUUAUUGUUUGUUCCUCUCUGUGGUAUUGAAAAGGAACUUUCUCCAUGUCCUCUGACACUGAUGAUAGAGGGUGAGAUCCCUGCCUGUGUUCUAAAAGAAUAAAUUCACAGAGAUAGAAAGACCUGUGGAGAACAUUUGGACAUUUGGGGGGCAGAAAAACUCAAGCCCAUCAAGCUCACGGGUUUUCUGAGCGGCAGAAAUAGAGUGAUGACUUACCAAGAAGCGUUCUACUCUUGGGCUCUAUGACUGCCUGCUCUUAUUUAUUGUGUCAAUGAAGGUUUUCCUUGACUUCAAAAAACAAAAACAAAAAAACCCUCAAACACAAUGCUAGUUUUUUUUGGCUUUUAAACUUUGGUCAAAGAGUAACUUGGUAAAUAACAUCUCACCUUGGCCUGUGGCUCUUAUAGUCACAUGUCAAAAUGUUUCAGAAAGUCUGCUAACACAGUCAAGACUGGUGCAAAACCCUCAGGGCUGACCUGAUGCUUUAUGCCAUUAAAUCACUUUAUAAAUACAGUGCAUUUAUAAACGCAGUCCUCGCUGGUGAGGCUGCUGCCAUUGUUUCUUGAAGUCACUUAGUCAUUUAAGUAGAUGGCUGUCAUCUCCACCUAGACACAUUUCUUACCAAGCUUCUUGUUAAGGUGUCUGGAUAAUACUGUGCGAUCAUCUUAUCGCUAAGCAGUUCAGACAAACUUUUUUUGUUGAGUUGAGUAGAGAACAAUGUUCAUCAUUGUUUAACUCAUGUUGUAAUUUUCUGACCAUAUAAAGCUGAUGUGCAUUAUAGAAAAUUUGAAAAGUACACCAAAAGUAUAAAGAAGAAGAAUCUCCAUACAUAUGUAUGCAUGUCUACUUUUUUUAAAAAUUGACAAUAUAUUAAGUACAUAGUUUUAUAUCCAGCUUUUUUAUCACAUCAUAUCAAAAUAAGUUUCUAGAUAGAUUUUUAUUGGUGGCUACUUUAACAGGAAGGAAAUUUUAUUGGUUCUAAAAUCAUUAAGAUCCAUUUAAAAAGUAGAGGCAGACUAGUCUAUAGAAAGAUCACUGGAGUAGGAAUACAAAAGUCUAGAUGUCAUCCCUAACUCUUUCCCUGAUUUGCUGUGUGACCUUUGACAAGUCACCUUCCACCUCUGGGUUUGCCUACCUGGUAUAUGACACUGUUUUAAGCUCUUACUGACAAAGAAGUUAGAACUUCAUUCAGCUCCUUUGCUUGGCAUUUUAUAUUAGUCUGUUUGCUAGUUUGUCAUGAUGUUUUUAGCAAGGUUGACUCUUUUUGAUACAAUUUACCUAUAGAGGUUAAGAUAUAAAUGCAAAUUGUGAUUCAGUCUACCACUUUGAAAUAAUAGCUCCAGGAGGAAAUGGACUUUUUUCUAUUUGCUCACUGCUCAAUUAUCUGCAUUUAGAACAGCACAUAGUAAAUGCUCAAUAAAUAAUUCAUGAAGUUUCCUUUGUUUUUAGUUUUUCAAAUCUGCACUUUUCCAUGUAUUUUAUUUUAAAUAACUUUUAAACCAAUUUCAAGGAAACUCUCUACUUAAAUGUGGACAUCACCAAGAUACAUGACUUCAUUGAAUGAUAGCUAGCAUUCUAUCAUAUGUUAGGGAUAGAUAUAUUUUUCUGGCCCAGUGGAAACAUUCAUGUCAAAAACUUGAGUCUUGCUAAGCCACUCAGAUCAUUUAACUCUCAAAACAACUUUUUGGUCAUUUUUUUAGUGUGUGUUUUUUCCUUCUCCAUGUGACUGUAAAUAAGUAACCUGAAUACACAAUAGGGAAGACAGGAGUGUUUACCUUUCCAUACAAAAAAUGUUGACUCUGCAGCCUGAGCUGUAUGUUCUGAAAUGAACUGUUUUAUGCUUCAGAAUUACAAAAGGUAAAAUAGUAACUUGGUUUUACAGUAUAUGUUUUCGAUAUUGUGAGACUUUUUUCACCUAACAAAUUAUGGGACUACAGAUAGCAAGAUCUUGUUAAAUUGGCCUUUAAAAAAUCCUUUAUUUAUUUUGGUUUUUAUCUUGGCAACUAAUGUAUAUUAUCAUGUUUGUAUUAAACCACUUCAGUAUUCUGAAUAUUAAACUGCUCAAUGGUGCCUCAGGAAUCAUUGGCAUAUGCUAUCCAUACCUAUCAUUAAUAAUCAUCUUCCAGUUCCUAAUGCUUUCAAAGUGCUUAAAAUAAAGAAAAGGCAGUCUGUAGAUGUUCAUUCUCUACCACAGUUGCCGCUUGGACUCAAUUAUGUUGAGUCUAAGCAUAGAACUUUUGUAGAAUGAGAGAGAAGCUUAGCAGUCAUCUGCCCAUCACUCCCACCCCCGACAUACACCCCCUCCUUCCACCCUCCCCAGGGAAGCCCUCAUCCCCACCCAGCACCUGGGCCUAGCUCCUGGGAGAUGCAGGCUGUUGAAUUCCAGUACAGUCCCCUUUCUGCCUCUCCCUGUCCUCACAGCACUAGCCUAAAAUUUGAGGGAAUGCACAAACUAACCUUAGGAGGGCAAAAGACUAUACUACAUUCCCUUAAC